This is a messenger RNA of Onthophagus taurus, 943 nucleotides long. It is a transcript of the gene Vps60, whose product is annotated as Vacuolar protein sorting 60. Gene Ontology annotation, cellular component: multivesicular body. Gene Ontology annotation, biological process: vesicle budding from membrane; late endosome to vacuole transport via multivesicular body sorting pathway. The record is from RefSeq and is a predicted model, not a curated record. Lineage: Eukaryota; Metazoa; Arthropoda; Insecta; Coleoptera; Scarabaeidae.
AUCGUCAAUUUUGACAUAAAUAUGAGAUAAAGUUCGAUAUGAAAUUAGUUACAAAAAGUUGUCAUUUAUGUUUACGAGAACUGUCAUUUUAACAUUAAACUGGUGUAUAUUGUAAUUUUUAAAUAUUAAAAAUGAAUAGAUUAUUCGGAAAAGGUAAACCAAAAGAGCCAGGUCCAAGUAUCAGCGAUUGUAUCACUGGGGUUGAUACAAGGGCAGAGGGUGUAGAAAAGAAAAUCAAUGCGCUGGAAACAGAUUUACGCAAGUACAGGGACCAAAUGGCGAAAAUGCGUGAAGGUCCGGCCAAAAACGCGAUAAAACAGAAAGCGUUGCGAGUUUUGAAGCAGAAGAAAAUGUACGAGAGUCAACUUGAAAACUUACGCGGGCAAUCGUUUAAUAUGGAACAAGCAAAUUUUGCUCAUCAAACAUUAAAAGAUACACAUGCAACGGUCAUCGCUAUGAAGGAUGGCAUGAAAGCAAUGAAAAAGGAAUUUAAAAAAAUCAACAUUGAUGAUAUUGAUGAUGUCCAAGAUGAAAUGGCUGAUUUAUUAGAUGAAGCAAAUGAAGUCCAAGAAGCUUUAGGACGAACUUAUAACACUCCGGAAGUUGAUGAGGAUGAAUUAGCCGCCGAAUUGGAUGCUUUGGGUGAUGAAAUCGCCCUCGAUGAUGAUGCUAGUUAUUUAGAUGAUGUUUUGAAAGCGCCAGCAGCCCCAGAUACUAAACCAAUAGCUGAGCCGGAAAAGAACAAAGAUGGUAUUCCAGUGGAUGAAUUCGGAUUACCUCAAAUUAAUCAUUAAUAUGCUUAAUUAUGCACUGUACAGAACUUUUUAAAGUUUUUUUUGUUUAAUUAGAUUUAUUAAGCAUUAUAAUAUGAGAAUAUCUGCUGUUUUUAUUUUUUAAAUUGGUAUUAUUAACAAGGAAAUAUAAUUAUCUUCGUCUAUCUUUA